Chara braunii is the source of this 4561-nucleotide messenger RNA. The record is from the annotation of a GenBank genome assembly. Lineage: Eukaryota; Viridiplantae; Streptophyta; Charophyceae; Charales; Characeae.
ACACGCGGUAAACUCCUGCCGCGUUUCCCUUCAGACCUUGCCAACCUGCCACUGGUACGGAAUACAAUAUUUAUGAACUUAACCAGCAUACCGGCCCCCUUCGUCGACAGGUUCUCGCCUCACGGUAAGUGCCACGUCAGCAGUGCCACGUCAGCAGUGCCACGUCAGCAGUGCCACGUCAGCAGUGCCACGUCAGCAGUGCACGUCAGCAGUGCCAGGUCAGCAACCAUGACGGGACCAGCGKUGGGCUUACCAGGCCAACUGGCCAACGAGUCCAUCACCGAGUACCGACAGCGGGUCCAUGCUCAGCUCGCGCUCAUUGAGGCCGAGGAACAGCGCCAGGCGGCAGCCGAGGCUGCCCGCCUACAGGCUGAGGCGGCAGCAGCAGCUGAAAGGCAGCGGUUUCAGGCCGAAGCCGAGGCACACACCAGGGCACGCCGAAAGGAAGCCCAGAAGUUGCUGCAGCGCCAUGAAGCAGCCAGCAUCAAAAGGCUCAAGUACUGGCACUUUGAACCAAACGGCGACGAGCCGACACCGGAAGAGCAACACAAGGAGUUUCUCUCCAAGCUCGUGUCACGCGUGUUGUAUACUUGGAACUACCAACGGGUCGAACCAGAGAAACAGCACCAAGAGUUGGCAGACCUCCGCCGAAUAGUGCAGGGCCACGAGGAUGCAACACAGGUACUCAAUGCCCGUGUACUGGACCUGGAACAGUUUGUACCAGGACCAGAUGCUGGUACGUCCAGCAGUGAACCCUCUAGCCGCCAACUGGAGGAACGCGUUGACCACGUAGUGGCGAUGCUUGGCGACAUCAGUGUUUUCGCUGCACCUACCACCAUCAGCAGUCAGCUGCACACCUUGAAGACCGAGGUCCAGCAGCUGCAGUCGACGAACUCGGAGGGCAAUCCUAAGUUGUACAAGAUGCCAACCUUCCAACUCGAGAAGUUCGACGACUACACGCAUCAGGAUCCGGUCCUCUGGUGGGAAGCAUUCACGACGCAGCUUCGGAUCCUGCCAAUUGCGGCAACGCCGGAUCUGGACUUGCCAUUUACGCAUCUGCGCCGAGAGUUCUACAAUAGGUCAUGUGCUGCACUGAGCCAGGCACUUGGUGAUCGCGAGCAGUACUCAACCUUCGCUGAGAUCAUCGACAAAGCGAGGGAGAUCAUCAAGACUAAUAGGGCGGCUGCACACGAGAAAUCAGCAUGGCAGCCAACCUAUGUGGAGAAGGUAAAGACUGGUCCGCGGCAGCAGCAUUUCGCUGCAGUCCAGUCGGACAGUGGAGAUGACCCGGCAGCCACCAAGGCAUCAAGUGAAGGAGAUCAGGUGGCUGCUGUCCAGCCGAGAAGCACCAACAAGUCCCGGAACAAUGGGAAGGCGAAGACCGCAUCAUCGACUGGAACAGGACAGCCAGCGCCAUGGGUCAAGUUUAACUUGACCGAGGCCGAAUACAAAAACCGUGGGGAUUCGUCGAUGUGGUCAAGACUUGAAGAGCUCGACCCGUUGACAGUCGCGGACUUCCAGUGGAUGCCCGUUCCCCCGACCGGUCGAUUGUCGAAACUGCAUUACAAUGUGCUCAUGGCACAAUUGCGGGAGUAUUUGCACACUGCAGUACCAACUCCGUUGAUGGAUGCCGGAGUUGAGGUUGUCGACCUUCAAGAGUACAUCGGGAAGAUCGACCGCGAGUUCAAGACACAACGGUACGAUGACAUUGACGCACCAUUGUUGUAUGUAUGCAUUCAGAUCGGAGAGGCGACCUGCAGCGCCUUGAUCGAUUGCGGUGCAACUCGCAACUACAUGAGUCAGGACUUCAUGGUACGCGCCGGCCUUSGCCCRCGCGUMAGGAGGAAGYCCCAUCYGACACACGUGACGUUGGYCGAUGGUCACACGCACAAGUCAAUUGACCGGUGCAUUGACAACGUCCCUGUGUAUUUCGCCCCGCAUGCACGCGAGGCCGUGUCCUUCGACAUUCUGGACACUAAGUUCGACAUGAUUUUGGGCAUGUCAUGGCUGCGAAGUGAGGACCACCCAGUGAACUUCUACCGCCGCACCAUUCACGUUCGUGACCGGGAUGGAGUACUAGUCCCAUGCACGGUGCCUCCUCCUCACCCUUCGAUCAGCUGUCACGUGGUGUCCACCGCAAGUAUUCGAGGUUCCAUCAUCAAGGAUGACAUUGAGGAGAUGGGGGUGUGUUUUCUCCACGCCCUCCCGCCCCAGGACACCCCAUUGACGGACGCAUCAUCAGACCCACGCAUCACUGAGCUUCUCGCCACUUAUAGUGACGUGUUCGAGGCCCCGCACGGAGUAGUACCGGAUCGGCCCAUCCGCCACGAGAUCAUCCUCGAGGACGGGGCUGUACCUCCGCGUGGUUGCAUCUACCGAAUGAGCGAGGAAGAGUUAAGUGUGCUACGGGCACAACUCGACGACCUUCUGGAGAAAGGCUGGAUUCGGCCUAGCUCUUCGCCAUACGACGGUCAAGAACGNGGUGCACCUGUUCUCUUCGUCCGGAAGAAGAACAAGGAUUUGCGGUUGUGCAUCGACUAUCGUAAGCUCAACGCGCAGACGGUCAAGAACGCCGGCCCUCUCCCACGCAUCGACGAUCUCCURGAGCGACUGGGCGGCGCCAAGUUCUUCUCCAAGUUGGACCUCAARUCGGGUUAUCACCAACUUGAGAUUCGCCCGGAGGACCGAUACAAGACCGCAUUUAAAACGCGAUAUGGGCAUUUCGAAUGGCUGGUCAUGCCGUUUGGCCUUACGAAUGCCCCARCCACAUUCCAGGCGGCYAUGACRUUGGAGUUUCGACACAUGCUGGAUCGUUUCGUACUCAUCUACCUCGACGACAUCUUGGUGUACAGUCGGAGUUUGGACGAGCAUGUGGAGCACCUGCGCACCGUUCUGGAACGGCUACGACAGGCCAAGUGCAAAGCCAACCGCGACAAAUGCGAAUUCGUGCGACAAGAGCUGGAGUACUUCGGACACUAUGUGACGCCGCAAGGCAUCCGUCCACUUGCGGACAAGAUCGAGGCCAUCCGCGUAUGGCCCGAGCCCACCAACACCACAGACGUUCGUUCAUUCAUGGGGUUGGCAAGCUAUUAUCAGCGUUUCAUCACCGGAUACUCAAGGAUUGCCGCACCUCUGACGAGACUACAAUCGCCAAAGAUGCCAUUCGUAUUCGAUGACGACGCGCGCCAGGCUUUCCAAGCACUCAAGACGGCCAUGCUCAUGACACCAGUCCUUAGCAUCUACGACCCCACUCUGCCUACGAGAAUGACGACUGACGCUUCCGGUUACGGCAUUGGGGCAGUCUUGGAGCAGCACGAUGGCGAGGAUUGGCACCCUGUGGAGUAUUUCAGCCACAAAGUGCCUCCCAUCAAUUCUCUGAAUGAUGCAAGGAAGAAGGAGCUGAUUGUGUUCGUCAUGGCUCUCAAGCGAUGGCGGCACUUCCUUCUUGGGCGUCGUAGGUUCACAUGGGUCACGGACAAUAACCCAUUGACCUACUACAAGACGCAGGACACGCUAUCUUCGGAUCACCCGCCGGCCAGCCACUAUCGCAUUGCCGACGGGUACUUGCUCCUCCACUCGAGAGGCAAGGACUUACUAUGUGUCCCACGCAACCGCCGUCUUCGGACUCGCCUUCUCGGCGAGUAUCAUGAUUCGCGACUCGCCGGCCAUUUCGGAGUCAAUCGCACGAUUGCAYGGCUUCGACAACGAUUCCAAUGGCCCGACCUCAUUUCCGAUGUCAUGCGGUAUUGCGAUUCUUGCGAAGUUUGCCGCCGCAGCAAACCCCGCAACCGCAAUCCCUAUGGCGAGUUACGCCCGAUGCCUAUCCCCCGGGAACCCGGUAUCGCCAUUGCUAUGGAUGUCACGGGUCCGUUUCCUCGAGACCAGCUCGGGCACGACGGCAUCCUCACGGUUGUGGACCGAUUGAGCAAGUACGCACGUUUUCUUCCUUGCAAGUACUACUCCACGGCUCCCGAGCUGGCACGCCUCCUGCACACUGGUUGGAUUUGUGGCCACGGUGUACCAGAAGACAUUGUCAGCGACCGCGACACUCGUUUCAUGUCGGCGUUUUGGACUGCUCUCAUGCAGGAGUCCGGCACAACAAUGAAACCAAGUUCGGCUCGACACCCUCAGACAGACGGGCAGACGGAGCGGGCACAUCAGACCGCUCAAAUGAUGGUUCGUACGCUCAUCCGUCCGGACCAGAAAGAUUGGGUUGACCGCCUCCCCGACAUCSAGUUCGCCUACAACACUUCGGUGCAUCCGGCGAUCGGCGUGACUCCAUUCGAGUUGCACCACGGUGGACGGAAAGGCCGGAUCUUCGCCGACCUUCUCCUCCCUCGACCAGCCGACAUUGACGCUGCCUGCUCUCCCUCUUCCGUUCGGAAGUACAGGGAAUUGCUGACUCAAGCCCGCGCAAAUAUGCAAAAGGCUCAUGUCCGCAUUCAGCAGCAAGCCAACAGGCGUCGCGUACCAUGUCCCAUCCGCGACGGUGAUCUGGUUUGGGUCUCCACGGAAGAGUUUGCUCUGGAAUAGGAUGUUUCACGCAAACUGCUUCCCAAGU